Entamoeba dispar SAW760 is the source of this 2682-nucleotide messenger RNA. RefSeq lists its product as uncharacterized. NCBI's taxonomy places the organism in Eukaryota, Evosea, Mastigamoebida, Endamoebidae. The transcript has a single exon. The record is from RefSeq and is a predicted model, not a curated record. The coding region runs from base 1 to 2682 and encodes 893 amino acids.
AUGGAUCAACCUGUUAUUCAAAUUGAUACUAAAGAAUCAAAACCAUUAUUUAAAUUAUCUAAUUACAGAAUGACUGUUCAUGCUUUAUUACUUACAUUUAUUAGUUGCAUUUAUGGUGGUGUACCUACCAUUGUAUUAUUAGUCAUUGGUGGAAUUAUGAUAUAUGACAAUAUUAACAAAAAUGCAUUGUCUAUUAAAGCAUCAAUACCAUUUAUUGUAUUAACAGGGUUUUUCUUUUUAUCACUAAUAGUUAAUUUUAUUAGUACUAUGGAUAUUAGUAUUAAUACUUUAUUAAUAUUCUUUACAUUAAUGAUUUACAUUGUGUUAUAUCUUGUAUGUAUAAUGUUUAAUUUUAAUUUAAUUAAAGAAUUUAAUUUUAUUGAUAAAAAAGACAUUGAAGUUAUUUUAAAUAUAAUGUCUUCUACUUUAGGAUUUAUCUCUAUUCCAGUAACAAGUUAUGCUAUUACUCAUUUUAUUCCUUCAUUAGAACUUUACGUUCCAUUCCUUUUCGUUUUUGUUCAUUUAAUUACUUCACCAAAUGGAGAUGAUCCAAUAUUAAUUUCAUUCUCAGCAAUUAUCACUCUUAUUGCAUCUGUAUUUUCCUUUUUAGAAUUAGGUCAACUAUAUAUUAUUAUGUUACCAAUGUCAUUGUAUCUUCUUAUAUUAACUCCUCAUUUACAUUUCUUAGCUUUAGCUUCAGUACCAAUGUUUGUAUCAAGUUGUACAAUGUUAUUAUCAGAUAAUAUGAUCUAUUUUACUUUAGUUGGAAUUAUUUCCGUAAUUUUUGUUUUAACAACACUAAAACGACCUAAUAUAAUAGAGUGUAGUGUUUUAUGUUUAUUAAUAUCAUUACUUACCUUUUUAGUAUUAUCAUCUUCAAAAAUAAAUACUAUAACUUUAAUUAUAACAUCAUUAGGAAUUGGCUUAAUUGCAUUUAGAAUUAGAUUUGAUUUUGAUAUAAUUACUUUUAUUUCUGUUAGCUCUGCUGUUGUUGUUCUCUUUAUGUAUCUUUAUACUUCAUUCUAUCAUAUUUAUUUCCAUAUUACUAGAUUUAUAAUUUUUAAUAUAAACCUUCAUGACUUUACUAUUAUUUAUGCAAUAUACGCAACAUUCACUUUGUUAUUACCUUAUUUAAUGGUAAAAACAAAUAGAACAACAUUUAGUGUUCUUACAACUAUUUAUUCUUUUGGAUUAGCUACAAUUGAGUAUAUUGUUGCAUCAAGAAGAAAUGGUGUUUUUUAUAAUGAUAUUUAUUGUGUUUUUACAGGUAUAAUGCUUUGUUUAAUUGGUUAUUUAAUGUAUAAAACAAAGAAGAUUUAUUUAACUUCAUUUGCUAUAAUAAUUUCAUUCCAAAUAGCAAAAUUAUCAAUGUUUAUUUUCCCAAGAUAUUUGUCUAUCUUUUCUAUUGCUGUUUAUCUAUCAACUAUCAUUAUUAGACAAUCUUAUCACCCUGACGUAGUUAUUGACACUACUUAUUUCAUUGUAAACCAGAUAUGGAAUGCGUUAACUUCUUUAACUAUUUCUGCAACAUUUAUUUCAACUCUUCAUGUUAUUUAUUUCAAUGAAGUUCCUACUUAUGUCCAAACAUUAUUGGAAACAUUUUUAUUAAUGUGUAUUCUUGCUACACAUGAGUGUUAUGUUUUAAAGAAUAAUUACUUUGUUAUUCCAUUUACUGGAUUCUUUGGAGGUGCUCUUGGUGUUCUUCUCUCUCUUGGUGCAAGUUCUUCUCUUGAUCAAUUAUUGAUAUUCUUUAUUAUAGGAACUUUAAUAUUUACUUCAACUAAUUAUACUUACAGUAUUGCUCAUAACUUCCUUACUAGAUUAGUAUUUAUUGUUUCUCUCUCAUUUUUAUUUGCUCAUUAUAUGUUUGGUUAUUUACCUAUUGCACCUUCUUGGUUCUUUAUCUUAUUAUUGAUACCGUCAUGUUGUGGUAUUGCUAUUACAAUGGAAACUAUCUUUAUAAAUCAAAAAACUAUUAAAUUGUUGUUACCAUUAUAUUCUAUAUUAUGUAUUUCUCUUCCAUUAUCAUUUGCUGGUGCAGUAGUAAUUACUCUUAACUUGAUUCAGUUAAGGUCUAUAGCAAGUGUAGUUUUUAGUUUACACUUCACAUUACAUGUAGCUGUUUUAAUAGCUAAUAAUAUAUCUCAAAAACAAAUGAUUAAGAAAUAUUCAUACAACACAAUGAUGACAAUUGUUAGUGGUCCAUGGUCAGUUAUUAUGGGUGUUUUCCUUCAUUAUUUUAUCUUAAAUGGAUCGUCAAUUUCAGUCCUCAUUUUUGUUCCUCUCUUGGAAUUGAUUAUUGUUGAAAAGUUUAUUAAAUUAGAAGAAAGAAAACGUAGUGGAUUAGUAUUGUUUUCAAUUAUUAUUAUUUUACCAUUAUUAACUCUUUCAAGUAUAUUAAAAUAUGGAUUUAAUAUUUAUGUAUUAACAACAUAUAUUUUUGUUAUUAUAUGGAACAUUUUUAUUACUUUUUUCGCUUUAUUCCUUUUCACUAAAAAGGAGACUUUCCAAUUCCCUAUUUUCAUUAUUGUAACCCAAUUUGUUGUUUCUAUAUUAAUCCUCUGCUUUACAACAAAUGACCUAAUAUUUACACAAUGUGUUCUUGUUGUUUUUAUUGCACCAAUUGCUAUUUAUAUGCAAUUAACUAAUAAAACAGAACACAAAGAUUCAUUAGUUCUUUGA